AUGGGCAUUCUAGCAGAGAUGAAAAAAGGUCUCUUAACAAACUCUUACCAAAUUUUUCAAAGUCCAAAUUCUCCCCUUCUUAUCGGCAUUCAUGCUAGACACGGGAUUGAUUUAACUAUGCAUCAGAGGAAUCAGCGUUAUGGACAUACUGUGGCUACCUCUGAAUAUUACAAAAACGCUAUGGAAUUUUUUACAAAAAAAAUUAAAAAUAAUUUGAUAAUAUUUUUGGUUAUUUCUGAUAAUAUGUCUUGGGCAAAAAGAAAUAUUGGAGGAAUUGAAGGAAAUGAAAGAAGAAUAUUAAUCAAAUACCAAAAUAGCGGCUAUAGAGAGAUUGAUAUGGCUGUGUUAUCUAAAUGUAAUCAUUUAAUAAUCUCUACUGGAACUUUUAGUUGGUGGAGUGCUUAUCUGUUACGGACAAAGACGAAUAAUUCAAAAAUUAUUUAUUUUGGUGAUUGGCCAAAGAAAGGGUCUUUGUUGGAAAGGAUAGUUGAAAAACGAGAUUAUUUUUUACCUUCAUGGAUCCCAAUGAAAUAA
Messenger RNA from Meloidogyne enterolobii, 534 nucleotides. The record is from the annotation of a GenBank genome assembly. NCBI's taxonomy places the organism in Eukaryota, Metazoa, Nematoda, Chromadorea, Rhabditida, Meloidogynidae.